Dendronephthya gigantea is the source of this 2502-nucleotide messenger RNA. RefSeq lists its product as uncharacterized. The transcript has 2 exons. The record is from RefSeq and is a predicted model, not a curated record. Lineage: Eukaryota; Metazoa; Cnidaria; Anthozoa; Malacalcyonacea; Nephtheidae. The coding region runs from base 1 to 2502 and encodes 833 amino acids. Gene Ontology annotation, molecular function: zinc ion binding; nucleic acid binding.
AUGGCAACAAAUCUCCCGUCGUUUCCAGCAUUCGAUAUCACCCAAGAUCAAGGAGCUUUAGGCCCUCGGUGGAAGAAAUACAUCGCUAGAUUUAGAAAUCUCGUCGUAGCGCUGAACAUUAACGACAAGAAGCGUCAAAGAGCUUUGCUGUUACACUACGCUGGCGAGCAUGUUAACGACAUUUUUGACACGCUUCCUGACACAACAGCUACUGACGAUGAAAACCCAUUCGAAAAGGCAGUAGAGGCCCUUACAGCGUACUUCACACCGAAGAAAAACGUAGUAUACGAAGAGUAUCAGUUCAGGCAAGCCAAACAAGAACAAGGUGAGAAGUUUAUGGCAUUUUAUACUCGCCUGAAGCAACUUUCGCAGACUUGUGAGUUCACUGACCCUGACCGUGAAAUAAAGUCUCAAUUAAUUCAGCAAUGCAUAUCAUCAAAGCUGAGACGGAAAGCCCUUAGCGAGCCUGAAAUCGCCCUUCAGAGUUUACUUGAUUACGGGAAAACUCUAGAACUAACAGAAACUCAAGUUGCAGACUUGGAAAGUCAAACGAGGGAGAAAGCAGAAGACGUGACUAAACUUAGCCAAUAUAAGAAAUCCAAUAAUCGAUGGAAGACUUCGAAUCGUGGGUAUGCUAAGACCAGAAAGGAGUAUAAGAACAGUGGACCCUCUGGAUCUAACUCAAAUAUCUCGAAAUGUCGGAAUUGUGGUGGAACGUUUCCGCACAAGGGUGGCAAGACCGCUUGUCCAGCGUACCAGAAGGAGUGUCACAACUGUGGCAAGCGUGGUCACUUUAUGUCUGUUUGUCGAAGUGAAUCGAAGCAAAAAUUGCCGUCCAGACAAAGAGAAAGAUUAGCAGCUUUUGGCGAACAGCUCAGCGAUAGUGAGGAUGACGAAAACACGUUUUGGCUGAAUGUCCAUAGUGUCAGUGGUCAGCGAGAAGCAAAACACCCCAUGUUUAGAGUGAACGUUAGAGGCGUAUGGUUGACCCUGAUGGCUGACUCCGGGUCUAGCAUCAAUAUCCUUGAUGAGAAUGAUUUCGAGAAACUUGGGGACCGUCCUGAACUCGAACAGACCUCUACUCGUGUCUAUCCGUAUAAGUCGAACAGACCCCUGAAGAUGAUUGGGCAGUUCGAGACAAUCCUGAAAACCGAACGUGGAGCAACGUCGCGAGAAGUCAUGUAUGUCACACAAGGAGCAGGCGGAUCACUUUUGAGUUGGCAAGCGUCUCAAAAACUCGGUUUGAUCUCCACUGUACGACCAUUGGAAAUGAAACGAGUCCCAAGAAAGGGGACCCAGCGUCUGGUAGAAGAGUAUGGAGACCUAUUUACUGGCCUUGGAAAGCUGAAAGGUUAUCAAGUUCAACUACAUAUUGAUGACAGCAUUCAACCCUCCGCCCAACCGCAUCGACGCGUUCCAUUCCAUGUCAGAAAACAACUCGAAGAGCAGCUAGAAGAAGACGAAAAGAACGGUGUCAUCGAGCGCGUAGAAGGCCCAACUCCGUGGGUGUCACCAGUAGUCGUAGCGCCAAAGCCUAAACAGCCUGGAAAGAUCCGAAUGUGUGUCGACAUGAGGCAAGCGAACAAGGCCAUACAACGUGAGCGUCACAUAACACCAACCAUUAAAGAAGUGAUUGGAGAUCUAAACGGAGCGACUGUGUUUAGCAAGCUGGACUUGAAUCAAGGCUAUAACCAGUUAGAACUUGCGCCUGAAUCACGAUACAUAACGACCUUUAGCACACAUGUUGGACUACGAAGAUUUACCCGCCUCAAUUUCGGAAUUUCAAGUGCUGCUGAGAUAUUUCAGAAUGUUAUACGUGAAACACUCCGUGGAAUACAAGGGGCGAUAAACCUCAGUGAUGACAUCCUUGUCUAUGGGAAAACACAAGAGGAUCAUGAUCGAGCCUUAAGAGAAACCUUGCAACGACUUCGGGAAAAAGGAAUCACUCUUCAUCGAAACAAGUGUGUCUUUUCCAAGGACCGGUUGGAGUUCUUCGGAUACAUAUUUUCCGACAAGGGAGUGGCUGCCGACCCCAAGAAGGUGGAGGCUAUUGUUAAUCUUCAACCGCCGUCCAAUGUUGCAGAAGUACGAAGUCUGCUUGGUAUGAGCAAUUAUUGCUCACGUUUCAUUCCCGCGUAUGCAACGCUAACGCAACCAUUACGAGAGCUCACACAGAAGGAUAAGCAAUGGGAGUGGACGGAGACCCAUGAUCGUGCCCUAAACCAGCUCAAGGAUGCCCUGGUGAAAGCGCCUGUAACCGCUUACUUCGAUCCCGAUAAGCCCACCGAGAUCAGUGUUGACGCAAGCCCCGUAGGACUUGGUGCGAUUCUUAUACAGGUUGAUCCUGCGACUGGGGAGAAGCAUGUAGUUGCGUAUGCGAGUAGAUCCCUAUCAUCCGUCGAACAGCGAUACAGCCAAACAGAACGAGAAGCACUGGCUGUUGUUUGGGGGUCCGUACCAAGUGUCAGUCACUUAUGUGAAAGGAGAAGAAAAUCCUGCUGA